Hypanus sabinus (Atlantic stingray) is the source of this 831-nucleotide messenger RNA. RefSeq names its product eukaryotic translation initiation factor 1A, X-chromosomal. Gene Ontology annotation, molecular function: translation initiation factor activity; RNA binding. NCBI's taxonomy places the organism in Eukaryota, Metazoa, Chordata, Chondrichthyes, Myliobatiformes, Dasyatidae. The record is from RefSeq and is a predicted model, not a curated record. The transcript is spliced from 7 exons. Gene Ontology annotation, biological process: translational initiation. The coding region runs from base 137 to 571 and encodes 144 amino acids. Gene Ontology annotation, cellular component: cytoplasm.
CAUCUACCACGUGAUUAAACAGCUCUGCUCUCGAUGUGUUCACGGGUGGUUUUAAAUAAAGUUUUCUGGAGCUGACGCUUGCGCAGUGCAGGGGUAGGAGCGGCCGGAGCGAGCGCACAGCCAGAGGCCCGGAGCCAUGCCCAAAAAUAAAGGUAAGGGAGGAAAGAACAGGCGACGUGGUAAGAAUGAAAAUGAGUCUGAAAAACGUGAGCUGGUCUUCAAAGAGGAUGGCCAAGAGUAUGCCCAGGUGAUAAAGAUGUUGGGAAAUGGCCGCUUGGAAGCCAUGUGUUUUGAUGGUGCAAAGAGGCUCUGUCAUAUUCGAGGGAAGCUGAGAAAGAAGGUUUGGAUAAAUACAUCAGACAUUAUAUUGGUUGGAUUGAGAGAUUACCAGGAUAACAAGGCUGAUGUCAUCCUGAAAUACAAUGCAGAUGAAGCCAGAAGCUUGAAGGCAUAUGGUGAACUUCCAGAACAUGCCAAAAUCAAUGAGACCGAUACCUUUGGGCCUGGUGAUGAUGAUGAAAUCCAGUUUGAUGAUAUUGGGGAUGAUGAUGAAGAUAUUGAUGAUAUCUAAAUUGGGAUUGAAUUUGGAUUCCAACAUUGUACCAAGCUUCCUUUUUGAAGUGAAUUCCUUUUUUUGGAUUGGACAUGAACAUUCUGUGUGGAUGAGUUGAUUUGUUAAUGCCUAAUGUAUCUUAAAUUCAUUCUGCAACAAUUUGUUUAAAGAAAUCUAUGUUUUAGUGUAUUUAUAUUCUUCAGUCAAAAGUACAUGAAAGAAUUUGGUGUGAAGUUUGUUAGGAAGUGCAAUCCUUUCCAAUAAAAUGUUAAAUCUCA